GUGUCUCUCACGAGGUCAGGUGUUCAAACCCUCUCAGGUUCUUUUUUGUCCCUGAAUUCCUGAAAUUCACCUCCCUUUGAAGUUGUGGGGUAGGUUGGUACAGAAUUAGUCAAGUGAACCAUAAAACGGACAUAUGAAAAUCCGGUGCGUAAUCCAAAUAAGUAAAGGGGGAUGCGUAAACCAAAAAAAAAAGUAAAGGGGGAAAACCAGCCCUAACCUGCUCAAUAAGAUCGAAAAUGGUAAAGAUACAGCUAUCGAAGGGAGGACGUUCCUUUCGUCUCUAAUGGCGAGCGGAGGAGAAGCUUUCAACGAAAGAAAAAACUACAGCCAUCGGAGGAUGGAGGUUUCUUUCGUCUCUAAUGGCGAUUGAAGGAGGAGCUUCAAUGAGGAAAACCGCAGGAGCUGAAACUGGGAAGUGGGAACUAUGGUGUCGUUUUAAAGAUGACAACGGAAUUAAUUUUAAGAAAAGAGAAACGAAACGUUCGCGGGUGACGCGGCGAACCCCCCUGUCACUCGGCACGCGACGCACGAAGAAUAGCUCUUUAAAUAUAAAGUGGUACAAAAUUACACAGCUGCGUCACUGCUUCGGAUAUCAUGAAACGCGCGAGACCCAGAUCGCGUCUCUUCAGCAGCUCCUCGGCGACCCAACCGUCGGAGCGAGUACCCAAUAGUCCAGUCUCCCUUCCCGCCAGUAAAGAGCUCCACGCCCACCUCAUCAGAACCAAAGUGCACACAGACCCAGCUUCGAUGGCAGACGUUAUCCGCUCAUAUGCACUCUCUCCCGCCAAUAUCCGCAAAGCCCAUCUCGCUUUCGAUCAGAUUGAACGACCCACAUUGUUGGUUUGGAACCAUAUUAUACGGGGAUCGUCACAGGGUGACCAACCCAUUGAAGCAAUUCACAUGUAUGAUAAUAUGCAUCGGCAAGGAUUAUCCGUUAAUAGCCUGACGUUUAUAUUUGUUUUCAAGGCUUGUGCACGAGUUUCGGAUGUUGUACCUGGCCAGCAGGUUCAUAAUCAUGUCUUCAAACUUGGGUUUGAGUCCUUUCUUUACGUGGCUAAUGCUUUAAUUCAUAUGUAUGCGCAUUGUAGUCAUUUGGGUUUUGGACAGAAGGUGUUCGAUGAAAUGUUUGUGAAGGAUUUGGUUUCAUGGAACUCUCUGAUUUGCGGGUACAGUCAGAGUAAUAGGUUUAGGGACGUUCUGGGUAUUUUUGACGCGAUGCAGGUGGCAAAUGUGAAGGCUGAUGCAGUUACAAUGGUGAAAGUUGUUUUAGCUUGUAGCCAUUUGGGAAAUAAGGAAUAUGCCAAUUCUAUGGUCAAGUAUAUCGAGGAGAACGGCAUUGAAGUGGAUGUUUACCUGGGAAAUACUUUGAUUGAUAUGUAUGGACGGCGUGGAUUGUCAGAAUUAGCACAGGGGGUUUUUGAUCAAAUGCGGGAAAGAAACAUUGUUUCUUGGAAUACCAUGAUCAUGGCGCAUGCAAAAGCAGGGAAUUUGGUUGAAGCACGAAAGCUUUUUAAUGAUAUGUCUAAAAGAGAUGUGAUAUCUUGGACUUCUAUGAUUACAGGUUACUGUCAAGCAAACCAAUUUUCUGAUGCGGUUAGGCUUUUUCAAGAAAUGAUGGCUGCUAAGGUGAAACCUGAUGCAAUUACAGUAGCCAGUGUGCUAUCUGCUUGUGCCCAUCUUGGUAUGCUUGAUUUGGGAGAGGCAGUUCACGACUAUAUUUGCAAGCAUGAUAUAAAAGCAGAUAUUUAUGUGGGGAAUGCUCUGAUAGAUAUGUACUGCAAAUGUGGGUUGGUUGAGAAGGCACUGGAGGUGUUUCAAGUGAUGAAAGUGAAGGACUCUGUAUCUUGGACUUCAGUUAUUUCAGGGCUAGCUGUGAAUGGUUUUGCAAAUGCUGCAGUUGAGCUCUUCUCGCAAAUGUUGAGGGAAGGUGUACAGCCAACACAUGGAACCUUUGUUGGGAUUUUAUUGGCUUGUGCUCAUGCUGGCUUGGUGGAUGAUGGCUUGGGCUAUUUUGAAAGUAUGGAAAAAGUUUAUGGAUUAGUUCCAGAAAUGAAACAUUAUGGGUGUGUUGUCGAUCUUUUGAGCCGCUGUGGUUUUCUAGACAAGGCAUAUGAGUUUAUAAAGAAACUGCCAGUAGUUCCAGAUGUUGUAGUGUGGAGGAUGCUGUUGAGUGCAUGUAAGCUUCAUGGAAAUGUGGCCCUAGCUGAGAUUGUCACAAAUGAGCUUCUUCAAUUGGAUCCGUCAAACAGUGGGAAUUAUGUUCUCUUGUCGAAUGCCUAUGCAGGUGCAGAUAGAUGGAAUGAUGCUAUAAAAACGCGUCGAAUGAUGGAAGAGAGUGAUGUACAGAAGCCAUCUGGUUGUAGCUCUAUUAAGGUUAAUUUAUAACACCAAAUAACUCUUGAGAACUACAUAUUUUGCAAGCUCAAAAGAAAAAUGGUUUGAGCACAAUAUCCAGAAAGAAACAGAGGGAUAUUCCUGGAUCUGUACAUCUUUGUAGAGAAAGUUUGCUUUCCUCUGAGGAAAUAACUGAAUAGUCAGAAAAUGAGCAAACAUGAGCAAUAGACUCGAAUAGACACCAAAACCUCACUGUUGUAUUUAACCAAGCUGUGUUCUCUGCAGUGUGGAGCUAUUAGUUGCCUUACAGUUCUACUAUGUUGAAGUUCCUUUUCAGUAAGGGAACAGAUUGAAUAAUGAUGGUUAUGGAAGAUUAAUCAUAAUGCAAACAGCUUGAUGGCUAUGGAAAGACUGGUUAUGAUGAAGUGGUGAAACAGAUUUCAUGAAGAUUUGCAGUGGCAGGUGAUAUGUUGCUUCUUAUAUGCCUAAGAAACCAUGGUGACUAGCGGCGAUGGAGCCAGCAUUGUAAUAUAAUCUCAUGUAUCUCAGUAUCAUACAUGAGCGAAUCCUGAGGUGAGUCCUUUAUGGGCAGGCCAAGGCAGCUUUAUAUCUUUUGAAGCAAAACUUGAUGGUCACCUUAGCCCCCCAAGCAGGGCCCCUUCCUCUUUUCUUUUCUCUCAUUUCAAAAGCAGAGGAAACAAAAAGAUUGAUUGUUCCAGCUUCUCUUUGGAGCCAAUACAUAGGUUUAUUCAUGAUGUGUUCACAGAAAUUUUAAUGAGUUGUAUAGGGUGAUAUGCUUUCCCUUGAUAAGUUAAACUGGAGAAAGAAAGCACCAUAGCAGCAGAAGACAAGUGAUUGCACUGUUUUUAGAGAGCAUUCAAAGAAAGCCUUUGGCCAGCCUCAGGCAAACUAGAGAGCGAAACUGCAAGUCAAAUACCUUGCUGCAGUUGGAGUAAGAGGAACAGUCAUCUGACUCUGGCCCAAUCCUACCAGGCACACUUUGCCGCCUGCACGAGUGGCAUUCAAAGCAGUCGACAUGGUUUUGUUAAAGCCAACACAAUCGAAGCUCACAUCAAUCUCAGAGCCUAUGGCAUUUUGUAUUCGUGCUACUUCUUCACCAAUAUCCUGCAAAAUCAUCUCCAUGUUAAACCCAACAUUAUUUCAUUGAACCAAACCAUUUCAAGCUGAAAUGAUUUCCCAGAACAUAAUACCACAAAUCUUAACAUUGUGAUUGCAGGUGCGAGAUAAAUUUAUGACAUGAAACAAG
Malania oleifera is the source of this 3601-nucleotide messenger RNA. RefSeq names its product pentatricopeptide repeat-containing protein At2g22410, mitochondrial-like. The transcript has 2 exons. Lineage: Eukaryota; Viridiplantae; Streptophyta; Magnoliopsida; Santalales; Ximeniaceae. The coding region runs from base 595 to 2385 and encodes 596 amino acids. Gene Ontology annotation, biological process: RNA modification. Gene Ontology annotation, molecular function: RNA binding; protein binding. The record is from RefSeq and is a predicted model, not a curated record.